AUGGGAAAAAGGUUUAGCGAAUCAGCAGCAAAGAAGCUAGCAGGACAAGCGCGGAAGAAGGAGCAAGCAGCAGCGAAAGAUAGAGCAGAAAGGGAGCGAAUGGAGUCGGAGGAGGCUCAGAAGUGGGAGGAAGGUGCCAAGACACCUAACCAGAAAAAGCUUUUAGAGAUGCAGAAGCGCGAAGAAAAGUUGCGUGCAAAACAGGAGCGAGAAUCGCUGCUGGCAGCUGAAGAGGAGGCGCUUGGUAAGGGUGGGAAAGGUAAGAAGGGCGGCAAGAAGUAG
Messenger RNA from Eremothecium sinecaudum, 282 nucleotides. It is a transcript of the gene LSO2, whose product is annotated as Lso2p. The transcript has a single exon. Lineage: Eukaryota; Fungi; Ascomycota; Saccharomycetes; Saccharomycetales; Saccharomycetaceae. The coding region runs from base 1 to 282 and encodes 93 amino acids. The record is from RefSeq and is a predicted model, not a curated record.